Messenger RNA from Vigna unguiculata (cowpea), 1407 nucleotides. RefSeq lists its product as uncharacterized. The record is from RefSeq and is a predicted model, not a curated record. NCBI's taxonomy places the organism in Eukaryota, Viridiplantae, Streptophyta, Magnoliopsida, Fabales, Fabaceae.
GACAACUAUUUUAUGAUGUAGAAAUUUUAGGUGCAUGUGAUUCACCUCACCAGGCUAUGCUAUGCUAUGCUGUGUUCUCUGUUCAUGAUUUGUCUUGAGCAAACCAAGGCCUUGUGAUCCUCAACAAUUAUAUACUUUUAUAUUACUGCUAAUAAUAAUACAUCUAUUUCUUUAUUUUUUUUUUCUUCUCCUUUCUUUACUCUUUUGUUUAAUAUAUCUGCAUUGCUGGACCUGUCUCAGGCAUCUCCUCCACAAAACUUCAAUCACAUUGGUCAAGCCACUGGGAUUUCUUUCGCAUGCCUCUACCCUCAUGCAAUAGCGCCUUGGUUUCCGUGUCUUCAAGAGAGAAUCUUAAAUUCCAAAACACUUCUGUUACAUUGUAUUCUUCUAUUUAAUCCCCAACAGUAUGUACUGACCACCUUGAUGGGGAAUAUCAGAGCAGAUUAGCAGAGUCUUCGUCAAAUUACCACACCCUUGUCUUGUCGCUUAACUUCCCUUCCUUCUGAGAUCCCCUUUUCUUCUCUCGUCUUCUUCUUCACAACAAUUUUUCGGUGCCCUCUAGCAGGCAUGAAGAUACAAGUCUGAGUUCAAAUUUCCUACAAAGAAGCACUGGUUCAAAGUUCAUUUGCUCAGAAGCUAAGUAGAUUACCGAUGGAGAAGCUUGUUAGGUCCUGCGACAAAGAGUACAUGAGGAUGGCCAUGUUAAAACACGAAGAAACCUUCAAAGAGCAGGUAUAUGAACUACAUCGUUUGUACCGAAUUCAGAAGAUACUGAUGCAAAACAUGGAAACCAGAAGAGGUGUUGAAGUAAGCGAAGAAGAGUGGUACUUGAAGAAUGCGAUUAGUUUAACUCAUAAAGGAGCACAAGAAAAGCCUCAAAUGAAAUUUGACCUUGAACGGCCAGCAGAGGAGCACAUUGCAGAAUCAGAAGAUGGGGUGCUUGAGGUCAUAGAUGAGACUGAGAUUGAGCUAACAUUAGGCCCCUCAAGUUACAACCGUAGGAAGAAAGUUGAGACACCACUAACUUCAGAUUCAGGACACAGCUUGUCUUCUUCUUCUAGUGGAUCAAGCAUUAUAAACAAGACAAGAUGUCAUGGCAGUCAUAGCACAAGAGAAGAAUCAAGUGGAAGCAUAAUUCGCCUUGUCCAGAUGCCCGGUUCAACCCCAGGGUGCCAAAGUGGAAUUAGAAACAGUUUUGAUGUAGAAGAACAAUUAAGACAAGAGAGAUUAAAACAUUCACCUUGGCUUUUUCAAGUGUUGAAUCUGAACAUGACUUGAAAAGAAAAAAUCUAUGGUCAAUGCGAUAUAUUUUAUGUUUGUGUUUUAAGAAUUAAGACUAACUUUUGUGGAUGAUGUUUGUUUUGAAUGUUCAGCCGAAUUAUUGAGUGUGGUGGGAUUUGAUGUGUC